AUGUUAAUACCUAGCCCUCUUGCCCACUAUAUCAUUCCAUUGCUGGGCACAGUUCCCAAGGCGCAACCCCCAGGACGAUACAAGCCUGUCAUCAGAGCAGGUCGCACCCUCGAGUUUAGCCAGAAAUUUCAACGGUCGAAUCCGCUCGGCACUUGCCAUGAUCAAUUCAACCAGUUCAAGCAAUUAGCUAUCGAAAAGUCCCUGAACAAGCUGCAAAAGUUCGGCUGGGAUGUCAACCUGGAUCAGUACCACGAGCUCGUCAAUAACCUAUGUCUCAGCGUCACGGAACAACAAACCCUAUAA
Messenger RNA from Aspergillus tanneri, 303 nucleotides. RefSeq lists its product as uncharacterized. Lineage: Eukaryota; Fungi; Ascomycota; Eurotiomycetes; Eurotiales; Aspergillaceae. The transcript is spliced from 2 exons. Gene Ontology annotation, molecular function: transferase activity, transferring alkyl or aryl (other than methyl) groups. Gene Ontology annotation, biological process: alkaloid metabolic process. The record is from RefSeq and is a predicted model, not a curated record. Bases 1 to 303 code for a protein of 100 amino acids.